This is a messenger RNA of Miscanthus lutarioriparius, 2454 nucleotides long. The record is from the annotation of a GenBank genome assembly. NCBI's taxonomy places the organism in Eukaryota, Viridiplantae, Streptophyta, Magnoliopsida, Poales, Poaceae.
AUGGUGAAGUUCUCGCGGGAGUACGAGGCCAGCAUCAUCCCCGAGUGGAAGGCCGCCUUCGUCGACUACAAGGGCCUCAAGAAGCUCGUCAAGAGGAUCAAGAUCGCCCGCCGCGACGCCGCGCCGCUGCUGCUCGCCGGGAGGGAAGCCGCCGGCGCCGGUGGUGGCGGUAGAAGUAGCGACGGCGGCGGCAGCAACGCCAGCAGCGGUAGCUACGGCUUCUCCGUCCUCAACCCCGUCCGCGCCCUCGCCGCCCACUUCGCUGCGACGCCGGCCUCACCAGAGGGCGGCGACGGCAACGACGACGACUCGGAGGGCUUCGAAUCGGAUUCAGGGGAGCUCAUGCGAGCCACGGACAAGCAUGAGCAAGAGUUUCUGGAGAAGGCGGACGAGGAGCUGGAGAAGGUGAACAAGUUCUACGCGGCGAAGGAGGCGGACAUGCUGGCGCGCGGCGACGCCCUUAUCGAGCAGCUCCGCAUCCUGGCCGACGUCAAGCGCAUCCUCGCCGACCACGCCGCGGCGUCCCGGCGCGGGCGGGCGCGGCUCGCCCGGACGGCCUCGUCGCCGCCGUCCGUGAACGGGUCCAACAGCGGCCGCCACCUCCUCUCCUCCCCCUUCGUGGCCUCGCCGCAGUCCAUGUCAGACGGGAGCGUGGAGCUGCAGCAGGCGCGCGUGGCGGAGGGCGCGGCGGUGGCGGAGGAGGUGAUGGCGGCGCUGGAGGGCAACGGCGUCAGCUUCGUGGGCGGCGGGCUGGGCAAGGCCAAGAAGGACGGCAGCGGGAAGCAGCUCAUGGGCCGCGCCGCGCUGCUGCAGCUGCCAGCCACGGUGCGCAUCGACAUCCCGCCCACCAGCCCUGGCCCGGCGGCGCUCAAGGUGUGGGAGGAGCUUGUCAACGUGCUCCGCAAGGAUGGCGCCGACCCCGCCGCCGCCUUCGUCCACCGCAAGAAGGUCCAGCACGCCGAGAAGAACAUCCGCGACGCCUUCCUCGCCCUCUACCGCGGCCUCGAACUCCUCAAGAAGUUCAGCUCCCUCAAUGUGAAGGCUUUCACCAAAAUAUUGAAGAAAUUCGUCAAGGUGUCGGAGCAGCAGCGGAAAACUGACCUGUUUUCUGAGAAGGUGAAGAGGUCGCCAUUCAGCAGCUCUGACAAGGUGCUUCAGCUGGCAGACGAGGUGGAGUCCAUCUUCUUGAGGCAUUUCGCAAACAACGACAGGAAGGUGGCCAUGAAGUACCUCAAGCCGCAGCAGCCCAGGAACACCCACAUGAUCACCUUCCUCGUAGGCCUGUUCACAGGCACAUUUGUGUCCUUAUUCAUCAUAUAUUCAGUUCUAGCCCAUGUCGCUGGCAUUUUCUCUUCUACCGGAAACACAGCCUACAUGGAGAUUGUUUACCAUGUCUUCAGUAUGUUUGCACUCAUCAGCCUGCACGUCUUCCUGUAUGGGUGCAACCUCUUCAUGUGGAAGAGCACCAGGAUCAACCACAACUUCAUAUUCGAUUUCUCCUCCAGCACCGCCCUGACGCACCGGGACGCCUUCCUCAUGUCGGCAUCCAUCAUGUGCACCAUCGUCGCAGCGCUGGUCAUCAACCUGUUCCUCAGGAACGCUGGGGCAACCUACGCCAACGCACUGCCCGGGGCACUUCUGCUUCUGUCAGCAGGGGUUCUGUUCUGCCCAUUCAAUAUUUUCUAUCGCUCGACGCGCUACUGUUUCAUGCGCGUCAUGCGCAACAUCAUACUCUCUCCAUUCUACAAGGUUCUGAUGGCAGAUUUCUUCAUGGCUGACCAGCUAACCAGCCAGAUCCCACUGUUAAGACACCUCGAGUUCACAGGGUGCUACUUCAUGGCUGGAACUUUUAGAACUCACGCGUAUGGAAGCUGUACCAGCAGCUCUCAAUACAAAAACCUGGCAUAUGUGCUUUCCUUCCUGCCAUACUACUGGAGAGCGAUGCAGUGUUUGAGAAGGUACCUGGAAGAAGGUCAUGAUCUCAACCAGCUUGCUAAUGCGGGCAAGUACGUAUCAGCAAUGGUAGCAGCUGCUGUUAGGUUCAAGUAUGCUGCGACACCGACACCAUUCUGGAUGUGGAUGGUCAUAAUAUCAUCUACAGGUGCCACCAUUUACCAGAUCUACUGGGAUUUUGUCAUGGACUGGGGCUUCUUAGACCCAAAAUCUAAGAACUUUUGGCUCCGAGAUCAACUCAUCCUGAAGAAUAAGUCAGUCUACUAUGCUUCCAUGAUGCUCAACCUUGUGCUGCGCCUAGCCUGGGCAGAGAGUGUAAUGAAGCUCCAUCUUGGUAUGGUGGAGUCUCGCUUGCUGGAUUUCUCAAUCGCUUCACUGGAAAUUAUCCGACGAGGGCAUUGGAACUUCUACAGGCUGGAGAAUGAACACUUAACCAACGCAGGAAAGUUUAGAGCAGUGAAGACUGUCCCAUUACCAUUCCGUGAACUUGAAACUGAUUGA